Paramacrobiotus metropolitanus is the source of this 2299-nucleotide messenger RNA. RefSeq lists its product as uncharacterized. The transcript is spliced from 3 exons. Bases 127 to 1854 code for a protein of 575 amino acids. Lineage: Eukaryota; Metazoa; Tardigrada; Eutardigrada; Parachela; Macrobiotidae. Gene Ontology annotation, molecular function: protein binding. The record is from RefSeq and is a predicted model, not a curated record.
UUUAAAUCGUUUAGAGGCGGGCAUCUAAUACAUUCUACGUCUAGCUCUAAUACAAUAUGUCAUGUGAUUAUUCUGUACAUUUAACUUCGGCAUUGAAAAAGAUGACUUUUCACCGCAAAAUAGAUCAUGUAUAACGGAAUCCGCUCAUCCAGCAGCGUGGAUGUUCUCACUGACGACCACCAGUUACGCUAUGGACGCGUCGUGGAUGUGACGGACAAGGGGCUGCAUAUCGAUUUUCUCCAUCGUGACCAACGCCGCGAAUUCAUCCCGUUCCACCGCGUGUUCCGCUGCAGCACGACACCACCUUUAGACGCAGAACAUCUUGCCACAGCCUAUGCCGAAACAUCUUCAUCUGUUCCCGUGGAAGUGCUGCAACGGAAAAUUCCCUCCGGUGCGUGGACAUGGUGUCCCGCUGAUAUCAUUAAUCUGCCUGGCGGUACACGUCACAACGCAUACGGUGUGGCCAUCGUUAAAGGGGGAAAGGACGGGGAGUGUAUGGAUAUUGUCCCCGUUGAGCGGCUGCGGUGGAGAGUGGGGAGCGGUUGGUGGGCGCAGCAUGGUCGUCCGGCAUCGCUUUCUAACGAAGUUAUGCGGCAUUUAAGUACAUGGCCAUCGAGUGUUCUGAAGGGCACGUUCGCCAAACGUUGUAUUAAAGCGCCUACAAGCUCUGUACCGGCGGAACAUUUGCUAAAGAUUCUGAAUAGUAGCACGUCCGUGCCCUUUGUGGAAGUGGUCACCGGAUAUGUGUGGUACAUACAACUCGAAGACUUGCGUUGGGCGGAUCCGCCUUUGGCGAAAUUGCAAAAGGAAUUUCUUGAUUCCGUUCCGCGUAUGAUUUGCGAGCUGACGACACCGUUGGUCGACUGUGGUGUCAAUGAGGAACUAAACGCCCUGCCGACGGAAUUGUGGCGCGAGACGUUUUCCCAUCUCGGGACCUGCACACAAAACCGGCUCCGUCUGGUCUGCGCCACGUGGGACUUGAUUGUGGAUUCGCCGUCGUUGACUGCUAACAUUGUCGUCAGCAGCGCCGAAUUCGAUGCGAAACAACCCGACCGGUUCGUUUACUAUUUGACGGCGCCUAUUUUCAAAUGUCUCCGCCCAUCCUCACAGCGCCUCAUUGUAUGCGAUCGACGGCGGUUACUAGCGGACACCGAUGUGUUUAAAGUGCUGGAUAUGUUGCAGUAUGUCGGACAGGAAACCAGCAAUUGCGUUCGACUGAAAGCACUGUAUUUGGUGGGUGUUCAUUGCCGGCUGCGAAUCGGUGCAGCGCGGUAUGAUGCCUGUGAAAUUCAUCAGCCUGGGACAGCAGCGCCGACGGCGGUGUAUGUUGAUGGUAACCGCAGCUUUUUCCGGCUCGACUACUUCAUUACAUCGUGCCGCCAAAUUGCGUGUGAUUACAUCAACUUUGUGAACUGUUCUGUGCAUCUUGAUUAUACCUUUUUCGAUGAUAAAACAGUAUAUCUGCACCUCAAAACCAACAUCCAUACGGCUGGCAUGAAGGUGGAUAGCGAUUUCGGGUGUGCCAUGUGGAGUGCGUUGGAAGCUGGUUUGCCGGUGUCGACAAGCACCGAACCCCCCCGGCUUGCUUCGUGGUUAACUGUAGUCAACGGCCUAGCAGCGAAAUUCGGCACGGACUUUUAUGACCGGGAAAUGUGCAAGAUGUUGUGUGUCAGCCACACAGCAGAUCCGCGUCCUUCCUUACAUUACCGCGAGAAACGGUGGUGCGUUGAUGGCUGGAAGGAGAUGCAGCUGAAGAACCUGUCGCGUGUUGCUUUGUGUUUCAUUUCCGCAAUGCAGAACAAUUUCCUCUCCGAAGUCGUCCAACAUAUCCGUGUCAGGCCAGGACACCAGUAAUUCUCGAAGUCUGAUUCGGAUUCGGAGGACUAGUAAAAUAUCGGCUGUGAAUUGGUGUAUGUGUCCUAGUUGUGCAUUUUAAGUACCAUAUUUCGCCAAUAACCAGCACGAGUACAUCUUAUGGCAUGUCAUUCUUCGUGGAGCCGUACAAAUAAGACCACCAAUGUUGCAGUAAUGAUUAUGACAUUUUCAUUGGCAUGCCAGCUGGAGCGGAAACAUCUGAAUGUAUAGUUGUACGAAUGGUUCACCUUUUAUCUAAGAACUUUCUAGGUUCUUAAUCAAAAGUUUUUUGUACGUAUGCGAUGGCGAUGUGGCAAGCUUUUGUUAAUGUUUAAUCACAUGAGCGAUUUUGAAGCAGUUCGUUAUCAGUAGUAAAGUCUGUAAUCCACUCCGCUAGCAGUAGCUGAAAAGUUGCCAUUGCAUGAAUUGUCCUGUAAACAAUUUA